Messenger RNA from Anopheles marshallii, 496 nucleotides. RefSeq lists its product as uncharacterized. The transcript is spliced from 4 exons. The record is from RefSeq and is a predicted model, not a curated record. The coding region runs from base 29 to 496 and encodes 155 amino acids. NCBI's taxonomy places the organism in Eukaryota, Metazoa, Arthropoda, Insecta, Diptera, Culicidae.
GAAUCACUCGACUAGAACAAAUAUCAAAAUGUUCAAGAACCAUCUUGCUAUGAUUGGCAUGAAUGAGACGCCAAACAAAAAGGCCAAGUUUUGGCAGUCAUACAUCAGAUCCUUGAAGGGAUCCGAUGAUAUUCGUGCACACGACACUCCGGCCUACCGGCGACCGAUCCUGCUGUUCGACGAACCGGACACCGCCGUCGGUCGCAUCAACUCGCCCGGCUAUCACUACUUGCCGGUACACCGGGAAACCUACGGCUACUCGCCCCGGCCAAUCUACGACCAUCACUACACGCGUUCGCAGAGAGCACCAAGCGUAAACAGACUGGCCGAUGCUGAGAAAGCCUGGGCUGACCAUUUGGAGCGGAUGCGGGAAAUUGACCGCAGAUACCCAUCGCGCUACGGACUGUACCUCAAGGACAAACCAAGCCAGGUGGUGUUUCCGCAGGAGAUGGAGUACGAACCGGAGACGAAGCCGCUCUACUCGACGCUGCACUAA